Messenger RNA from Folsomia candida, 2207 nucleotides. RefSeq lists its product as uncharacterized. The transcript is spliced from 3 exons. NCBI's taxonomy places the organism in Eukaryota, Metazoa, Arthropoda, Collembola, Entomobryomorpha, Isotomidae. Bases 435 to 1916 code for a protein of 493 amino acids. The record is from RefSeq and is a predicted model, not a curated record.
AAUACAACACAGGUUUAGUACACUUUUAGUGCAUCUUUAUUAGAUUUUGUGUCAGCAAAUAACUCUCUUUCUCCGUCAUCGCCUUGCUUGCUGUACAAAUUUGUUACAAAUUCAAUUUAUUUUCCAACAACUUUCCAGUAUGCAGAUCAGUUAUCAACCCACUUGAUGAAGAUAACAAAAGUCGACCGAUACUGCCCAAAUUCUUUUUUGAGUAGGAUUGAUUCAUUUGAAGCCUUACAGUAGACGACGACCACUCGGUGUAAAAUAAUUCAAAUUGGUUCACACAAUGGGAGCCACUACGCAGGAGACUCAUUCCAUCGUUGGCAAUGAUAUGCCGUACCAUGAAAAUACCCACGAGUUUAUAAUUAAUCACACUGAUAAUUAAAUAAUUUCUGGAUGAUAAAUUGGAGUCAGGUAAUUCCACCUUUCGCAACAUGUACGCCAUCCCAAUCACCGCUCCAAACGACAUGUUCUUUACCCCAAUCGUCCCUCAACUUCAUCCGUCCGGCGUCGAGGUCAUCGUCAACUCUGCAAAUCUCGCGAUCCUACAUGGACCUUCGAUUGAGAAAAAACUCCCCCAAAAAUUUCGAAAAUCACUCUUCAACUUAAAAAUUGUACACAUUCCUCACACCGAUUUAGCCAUCAGUGUUGCUCUUACCAAUUUGUGCCGUGCCAUCUCUCGUCCGUCCACGUUACAUAGAAUAGUUCGCAUCUCCAAUUACACCAUCGGACCGGACUUUGUCGUCAUUCUCAACCUCAUGAAACGUCACUUUCCUCCAAAACUACAAAAUGGUUUGAUUUCCUCGCUUCAAACCCAGCAAUACUUAUCAUACGAAAAACUACUUAACUUCAUCGGGCUAUUACACCAUCUCGAGGACACCUCCUUUCAUCCAGGCUUCCACCUUCCGAUCACCAUUUGGAGGACGAACUGCAGAAUCAGGUCGGCAAACGAGUUCGUCUUUCAUUGUGGAUCUUGUUCAAAAAAGAAAAAAACAUCGCAACUAAUCCUUACAAAAGAUGACAUCUUUCACCUCCGUCACGGCACGACUGGCACAGAUUUAGCCGACAUGCUCAAUCUCUCCAAAAAUGCUGUCUUCCUCAAAGGAUAUCGUCACACGAGGCCGGAAAUGAUGAAGGACGUCUGUCCUCAAGGCCUCCUUUACUUCGAUGUGGACCUCGAAUCGAAAAAUGUGUCAAAUUUCCACGCAUUUCAAAAUCGUUACGGUGCCGCGAGUAUAAAAUUUCAUUUAGAAAAUGCACCCUUAUUAAUCCAGAAAAAGCCAUGGCGCUAUUUUAAAGUCGGCACUAAAAAGUACUCGAAAGGAUACAAGCAGCAAAUCCAUGCUACGAAAAGUACGGAAUUUUGGCUUCUGGAAGAAUCUCGGUCAGAAUUGCAUUCUUUGAGUGAAAUAAAUCUCGACGCAGGGUUCCAGUGGGAGCUGAAUUAUUGUGCAUUAAAUUGUCAAAAUGGAUUUUGGACACAUCCAGAAAUUGUGAUUGAUGGCAAUCUUGAGGUUAAAUUGAGCGAGGUGAAAAUCAGGUUUGAGCCGAAUCACAAAUGUAUCCAGCUUCCGGAUGGGAGGAGAUUUAAUUGUAUCGAGUGCGACAUUCGGGAAAGUUUUGGACUUUGUUACGCCCUCGUGGGUGGAAAUUGGGUGGUGGUAAUGUUGGACGUUUCGAGCUCAGAGGAUCUCUCGAUACAAAUGUUUGCUCUCUCGAUGCCACAUAAUAAUAGGAAUAAGUUGGAGAAAAUGUACCAGAAGAAGGCGGGAUUAUUUGAAAAAGGACAAUUCGACAAGAUUUUGUACCAUUGGAAGAAUACGGCGGAAAUGUGGGUAGAGCGAUGGGCCACGUCGAAAAAUUUGGACUUGAUGUACACAAUAUAUCAAUUAUCUCGGGGAAAUUUACGUUAUUGAGAUUAGGUUAAAGUUCCAGUUGCAGACUUCAUUUGUACAUAUAUAAUAUCAUGUUUCCAAUUUUAUUGUUUGAUUAGUCUAGUUUUUUUACGGACCGUGGUUAUAGUUUUGAUAACGCAUUCAGAAAAUUGGAUUUGGUGAGAUAUGACAAAAUCUGGAGCAGAUUUUAUGAAACUGGAAAAUUAUUUAUAGUAGCAAGAUAUUUAUCUACCGAUUGUAUUCAUUGUAAAUAGAGUGCUAAAUAUUUAAGUAUAAUGACGAAGAUAAAGAAAAAUUCAACCUUUUCAGAAA